Molecule: messenger RNA, 1813 nt
Organism: Sinocyclocheilus rhinocerous
Lineage: Eukaryota; Metazoa; Chordata; Actinopteri; Cypriniformes; Cyprinidae
Product: alpha-taxilin-like
Exons: 8
Coding region: 126-1382 (418 amino acids)
Molecular function (GO): syntaxin binding
Source: RefSeq, a predicted model, not a curated record
AUUUCCUGUGUCAGUUGGAAGCAGCAGUGGGAAGGGUAAAGAGUGGUGACAAACAUCAGAAGUGGUUUCUUGGACCAAACUAAAACACUGGUAUUCAUUUAAACGUAUUUGUUCAUAGAUCAGCAAUGCAGAGGAGUGAGAUGGAGGAUCCAGUAGCUGAUAGCAGUGCAGAUGAUACAGAGAUACAGAGCACCGCUGCAUCUGAGAUGACCAACAGCCCCAAAGAAGCCGUAACACAGCCGGAUGGCACACCAACCAGCAAUUCUCAGGCAGAGGAAGGCUUGGCAGAGGCUGGAGCGAGUUCUGCCUCCUGUGACAUGGCUGAGGAACUGAGCAGACAGCUGGAGGACAUCCUCAGCACCUAUUGUCUUGAGGAUGGUGGUGUUGGCGGUGAGGAUGCGGCGGUGACCAACGGCCAGCCUGAUGGUGUGGAAGUGAACGGGCUGUCUGAGAAGGAGGGCGGCAAGCAGGAGGAGGCCAAACUGAACGGCAAUGGAUGCACUGAGAAGGACCAGAAAAAGCUGCAGGACAAGAAGAAAGUGAAGGGCCUGGGCAAGGAGAUCACCCUUCUUAUGCAGACUCUCAACACAUUGAGCACUCCAGAGGAGAAGCUGGGUGGCCUCUGUAAGAAGUAUGCUGAGCUGCUAGAGGAGAACCGUAAUGCUCAGAAACAGAUGCGGGUUCUGCAGAAGAAGCAGACGCAGCUGAUCCAGGAGAAGGACCAAUUGCGAAACGAGCACAGCAAAGCCAUCCUGGCACGCAGCAAGCUGGAGAGUCUCUGUCGAGAACUGCAGAGACACAACCGCACACUUAAGGAGGAUGGUGUGCAACGUGCCCGAUUGGAGGAGGAGAAAAGGAAGGAAGUGACUUCACAUUUCCAGGUGACUCUGAACGACAUCCAAGUUCAGAUGGAGCAGCACAACGAGCGUAAUGCAAACCUAAGACAGGAGAACAUGGAGCUGGCUGACAAACUGAAGAAGCUUAUUGAGCAGUAUGAGCUCAGAGAGGAGGAAACGACCAUGUACAGAUCACGAUGGGAAAGUAGCAACAAAGCCUUGCUGGAAAUGGCAGAGGAGAAAACGCUACGAGACAAAGAUUCCGAAAGCCUGCAGGUGAAGGUGCAGCGUCUGGAAAAGCUCUGCCGUGCGUUACAGAUAGAACGCAACGAGCUGAGUAAGAAGGUUCAGGGUGUCUCCACAGGCGUUGAGAGUAAACCAGAAACAGAGACGGGGUCACCAUCAGAAGCCACAGACUCGGAGGAGGGCAGCCCUGUCCAUCAGAACAGCGCAGAGACUCCACGAACCGCUUGCAGCCCUGCGUGCCACUGCGCUCCAGAUCUAGAGGCCGAGACUCCCAGAGAGGUUUGCUCAGCCCAGGAUUGAGUCUUGCUGCUGCUGCUGGGCGGCCAGGACACACACAAUCCUUCCCGCCUCCACCAGACCCCCGACCCUCUGUCGGCAGUCAGCGUCUGUUGUUUUCCGCAUCUGCGUCCACAACGGAACCAAUCAAAAAUACAUAUCAACAUAUAUAACAUCAUCAUUUUAACACCAGGCUUGGCAUCCAUGGAACUCAUCCGCCAUACAGUUCAACUUUUUAUUUUCAUUUUCCCCGAGUAGAAAUUGAGCUUGUGUUUCAACUCGUCAUUUAUUUAGUUCUUUCCAUUCAGGUCUUCUAGAAGAGCUAGCACCAUGUUCUUUGCCCUCUGUUCUCGUUUCUUCACGUUCCUCAUGUCUCGCUCCAGACUCUCCACUCUAGCCAAGGCUUCUCCGAGUCUAGCCUUUAGAUCAGUGGGAUCUGCAGGCAAUGCAUAAGA